AUGCUCAGCAAUGCUUCCUGCAUCACCAACAGCUUAGCACCCCUGACCAAGGUCAUCCCUGACAACUUUGACAUCAUGGAAGGACUCAGGACUACAUUUCAUGCCAUCACUGCCACUCCGAAGACUGAGAAUGGAUCCUCUGGAAAGCUGUGGUGUGAUGGCCAUGGGACUGCUCAGAACAUCAUCCCUGCAUCUUAUGGUGCUGCCAAGGCUGCGGGCAAGGCCAUCCCAGAGCUGCACAAGAAGCUCACUGGCAUGGUCUUCCAUGUCCCUACCACCAAUGUGUCCAUUGUGGAUCUGACAUGCCACCAAGAGAAAGCUUCUAACUAUAAUGACAUCAAGAAGGUGAUAAAGCUGGCAUCCAAGGGCCCACUAAAGGACAUGCUGGGCUACACUGAGGACCAGCUCAUUUCCUGGUAUUACAAUGAAUAUGGCUACAGCAACAUGGUGGUGGACCUCAUGCUCUAUGUGGCCUCCAAGGAGUAA
This is a messenger RNA of Mus caroli (Ryukyu mouse), 486 nucleotides long. The record is from RefSeq and is a predicted model, not a curated record. NCBI's taxonomy places the organism in Eukaryota, Metazoa, Chordata, Mammalia, Rodentia, Muridae.